AUGGCGAGAGAGCUCAACUGCACUGAUGCGCCGGCCGAGGCGGCGACUGAUGGGAACGUUGCUGGAGCUGGAGUCCUCCUGUCCUUUAUCAUCACUGCUGCUCUCUCCCUCGUCCUCUCCCUCGUCAUCGUCGCCCAUGAAAAACACGGCCACUCGUCGGUCAAAACCAUCCGCAAAUUGCUCCUCUCGCUCUCCGAUCAACAAAUCCUGACCGGCAUCGGCAUUCAAAGCAUCGCCCUUGCGAAGAUGACGACCAUGGUCCCGUACCACUUCUUUAUCGUGUGGAUGCUGUCCUUGCUGUCGACGGCGACCCAUGUCGGUACGCUAUUGGCGCUAGUCAAUGACUUCAAGCGGGACUGGGUCUUGAGAUGGCUCCGACAAGUUCUCAUGUUCGUCAACCUCCUGCUGUCGAUCGUAUCGGGGAUUUUCAUCUUGAUGUCGGUCAUGAAAGACGUGCCGCCUACGCUGCCAAUCGCUUGCGUGUGGGAGGUUGAGUCCACGGGCACGCCAUCGAAUGCUGGGACGUCCAUUGCAGGGACCAUUGCGGUGAUCGUUGGCCAGCUCGUCUUCUUCGUUGUCGGGGUGUGGUACCUGCAUGUCAAGAACCGGGCGUGGCUGAAGAGUAUCCAGCUCGGGGGCUUGCUGGUGCUCAGCAUCAUCGGGAUGUUCGCUGCGAUCAGGGUUAUCAUGAUCAGCCAGGCUUUUGGGAACCCGUCGGUGCCGCUGAGAGAUAUGGGAGAGAAGAUCUGGGAUUUUGGGCAAUUGCUACCCCUCCUGCUGUUACUCCUGCCGCUGGUGUCGAUGAUUGAGAUUAUGAGAGGUGAAAUGAACAUUCCGUGCCCGCUUUUGGAUGGUCACGGUGAGCCGCUGCUGCAAGACGGGGAGAAGCUUGCUUGCGAUAGACGGUCGUUCCAACCAAACCCGUUCUGGGGUACUGAGAUGAAUCAAUUUGGAAAGUGA
Molecule: messenger RNA, 960 nt
Organism: Drepanopeziza brunnea f. sp. 'multigermtubi' MB_m1
Lineage: Eukaryota; Fungi; Ascomycota; Leotiomycetes; Helotiales; Drepanopezizaceae
Source: RefSeq, a predicted model, not a curated record